Guillardia theta CCMP2712 is the source of this 1395-nucleotide messenger RNA. RefSeq lists its product as hypothetical. Gene Ontology annotation, molecular function: RNA polymerase II cis-regulatory region sequence-specific DNA binding; DNA-binding transcription factor activity, RNA polymerase II-specific. The record is from RefSeq and is a predicted model, not a curated record. Gene Ontology annotation, cellular component: nucleus. Gene Ontology annotation, biological process: negative regulation of DNA-templated transcription; regulation of transcription by RNA polymerase II. NCBI's taxonomy places the organism in Eukaryota, Cryptophyceae, Pyrenomonadales, Geminigeraceae. The coding region runs from base 1 to 1395 and encodes 464 amino acids. The transcript has 14 exons.
AUGGACGCCGCGAGCACCCUCAAGAUGUAUCAAGAGCAACUGGCUCAUGUUUCUCUCUUGCCGCCCUCAGAAGACUUGGAGCUGUUGAAAGAGAACCUCCGGGAAGCGAUCAGCCUUCUGAGCGAGACUGUGAAGGAGGAAGAGAAGGCCAAGGCAGACAAGAUCUGGAUGGAACUAGCUGAACCAAAGGAGCAGGAGGACGUGGUGAGCAGCAAUGAAGCCUGGGACAAGAAGAAGCCGCGACCAGAGAAAGAAUCGUCGGAGGCAUCCCGUAGGGCGAAGGAGCAGCUUCUCAGCAAGCACUUCGCGUCAGGAGGAAAGUUAGACCCCGAAGAUCUCAGGAGGGAGAUGAUAGUGCAGAGGAAUCCUGUGCGCAUGUACAAGCAUGACGACGGGGAGGAACGGAUCUCAGACGCUGAAAGGAAGAGGAGGAAACAAGAGCUGCUAGAGGAAAGGAAGAAAGAGCUUCUUAGCAGGCAAGCGGAGGAGGUCACGUGCUCAAUUUGGCUGACUUGCAGAGAAGACUGGGAAGACUGGACGCUGAAGCUGGGUAUGGGAGAGAGAGGAGCAAGUCGCUGGCAGAAGACAGCAGCGGGGACGACAUGUCAGAGCACAGCAGCAGCACAGCAGGGCAGUUCUCCUCAGUCUCAUCGCAAGCAAGGGGAAGCGAACAAGGUGAGGCCUUGCUGGACCCCAGCUCUCCUCCUCACCGUUGCGAAGGCGUUCGGAGCGUGGGAGAGCGGGACAAGAGGGGUUGCUAGUCGCAUCAUGAGGAGGAUGGGGUACGUGCAUGGAAGCGGUCUCGGGAAGGAAGGGGAGGGCAUCAUGAACCCUGUGUUUGCCAAGUGGAAGACGAACAGGACGGGGGUCGGCGUGUCAGACGACAAGAUGGAGCAAGUGACGGAAGAGGAGGAGGGAAGCGGGAAGAGGAGGAGAGGAGGACGAAAGAAGUGGACGUCAGAGGCUCAGCGGCUGAGAGCAGAAGGUCCACCACGCUCACCUCUGGGCGGUCUGACUGGAGGAGCAGGGGAGCUGCAGGAUGAGCAGGGGUGGAAUUCAGGAACCCCCGAAGCCUCGCAGGUGCUCAGCUCAGGAGCCAUGGUCGCGUACGGGAAGGCGAUGGGACGGGCCAAGGUGGAUGGGAUCAAGGGGAAAGACCUGGCGACUGCGAUGCUGCAUACGCGAGAGGCAAUGCAGCUGGCGCAGCAGCAGCUCUCUCAGUUGGACGCGGCUCUCGCAAGGAACCAGGCGAACGAGGGGAUGAAGCGCGAGAUCGAGCGGAAGAAGACGUGGGUGCUGCAGCACAUGGACGAGCUGAGAACGGACGAGCAGGCGAUCGCCAAACGGCAGGACAAGGCAGGUGGCAAAUCGCUCAAGGGGAAACACUUAUUCUGA